Phaeoacremonium minimum UCRPA7 is the source of this 291-nucleotide messenger RNA. Its product is annotated as putative lsm domain-containing protein. Bases 1 to 291 code for a protein of 96 amino acids. Gene Ontology annotation, cellular component: U4 snRNP; precatalytic spliceosome; U5 snRNP. Lineage: Eukaryota; Fungi; Ascomycota; Sordariomycetes; Togniniales; Togniniaceae. The transcript is spliced from 5 exons. The record is from RefSeq and is a predicted model, not a curated record. Gene Ontology annotation, molecular function: RNA binding. Gene Ontology annotation, biological process: spliceosomal snRNP assembly; mRNA splicing, via spliceosome.
AUGACAGGUCGUGGUGGAGGCGGCGGUCGCCGCGUUUUGCUCCCCCCAAUCAACAUGAUCUUCAAACUACUUCAGACAAAUGCCCUAGUAAGCGUAUGGCUAUACGAGCAGCUCUCCAUCCGUAUUGAAGGAAAGAUCCGGGGAUUUGAUGAGUUCAUGAACUUGGUGAUUGACGAUGCAGUUGAGGUCAAGCAAGUCACAAAGACCAAUGACAAGGAGACACGGAGAUCGUUAGGCCAGAUCUUGUUGAAGGGUGACAACGUGUCACUAAUUCAAAACCUGUCAACUUAA